UCCUGGACGGAGUACUGUAUUGACUUGUGAAACAGCGGGCACUAUAGUUGCUGGAAUCCGUUGGGUACGACCAAAUGGUGGAACACCAUUAACGGUGAUGGAAUGUAACAGAGCUAACACUCUGUGUUUGCCAACUGGUGGUGUAUCUGGCUACAGAGUUUCUCUUGACUCUUCCACGCACCAGACUCUCACCAUAGAAUCGUUCAACCCUUCGCUAGAUGCUGGAGAAUGGAUUUGUCGGGAUGGAAUAACAGGAGCUGGCCAAUUUAGAUGUAACAAGAUAGCCAUAAAUGGUCCAGACUCUGUUACAUUCAGUCCACCAUCACCUGGGCCUGUAGCAGAAGGAGACGGUCUGACUGUGAUGUGUGCUGCUAGUUGUAAUCCACCAUGUUCCUAUUCCUGGACUCUGAGAAAUCAGCAGAUCUCACCAACCGCUCAGUUAAAACUGACAAAACAUCAACAGGAAUCAGACAGGGAGUGUGUACACGUGUACAGCGACCAACUCACUUAUACCAAAAUCUAAAAGUAAACAGUUCACACUGACAGUGUACUAUGGUCCAGACAGUGUCCAGCUGAACACCACUUCUCCACUGACAGUGAAGGAAGGUAACGAUGUAGCUGUGUCAUGUGAAGCGACUAACUGUUCUCCGUCAUGUUCUUUCACGUGGAAGUUUAAAUCUCAGAUAAAACCAAGCAGUUCUGUGUUGUCCUUAAAUAACAUACAGAGAUCAUCAGCUGGUGACUACACAUGUACUGCUAGAAACACAAACACACAGAAAUCAUUAGACAAG
Messenger RNA from Gigantopelta aegis, 791 nucleotides. RefSeq lists its product as uncharacterized. The transcript is spliced from 3 exons. The record is from RefSeq and is a predicted model, not a curated record. The coding region runs from base 98 to 523 and encodes 141 amino acids. Lineage: Eukaryota; Metazoa; Mollusca; Gastropoda; Neomphalida; Peltospiridae.